UUUAGUAAAUAUCGUCUAAUUAAGCCAUUAAACUAAGAGUUUGAUAGUUUAAAGAAAAUGAAAACUCAGUUCAUUUGCCUAACAUACAAAAUUAUCUGACAUCACCCUGUAAUGAAUUGCUAACCUCGAUCGCCGAGAAAAGUUGUUGCGUUUUGAUCGUGUUGAAUGAAGUUCGAUAUGGCAGUUGCUCUCCCAGAGUUUUCCGAUUGGCUUGGAAAUAAAUUAAAAGAUUUAAAUACAGACGAAAAUGUCUUUGGAGAUUAUAUCACGGGAAUUUUGGAUGGAGAUGAGACAACAGAUGAGAAGAACGAAGCACUACAAGACUUGCUCGGUGAAAUAGUCGAAGACCAAAGUAUUAAUGACCUAUGCACCGAAAUAAUGAGUAUGUACAUACAAUUUCAAGAUAAAAAAGCAGACAUGAUGGCAGCUAAGAGUAAACCAAUUGAAGUUGACAUCAAACUAAAAGAGCUAGCUGAUCAGCAUUGCUUGCCAACUAAACCAAAAAAAUACACUGAGGAGGAGAAGAAGAUCAAAGAGGCUAUUCUAGCACAAUAUAGUCAAAUGUCAGAUGAUGAAGAUGCUGAGGGUGAGGGUGAAUCCUCAUCAUCUGCUAUGCAAAAAAAUACAAAUGCCUAUAAUGUUGCACAAGCUGAGAAAGAGAAGCGGGAAAUAUCGCGUCUGGAAUCACAAAAGAAAAAAGAAAAGGAUAAAGAAGACAGGGAGAAGCAAAAGCAAAUGCGGGAAGAAAAGAAAGAGAAACGUAAAACUCAAAAAGGGGAAAGAAGGAGAUAGCAUGUUGAGUAAGUUGGUAUUUAUAUUCAUCAAAUCAAUUUUCUCUGUUUGUAAAUGAAAUUGUUUUCUGAAGCCACAAAUUUGAAAAUUUACAUAUGUUAUGACACAAUAUACUAUACAUUUGUGAUAAA
Dalotia coriaria is the source of this 923-nucleotide messenger RNA. RefSeq names its product coiled-coil domain-containing protein 43. NCBI's taxonomy places the organism in Eukaryota, Metazoa, Arthropoda, Insecta, Coleoptera, Staphylinidae. The transcript has 3 exons. The record is from RefSeq and is a predicted model, not a curated record. The coding region runs from base 166 to 792 and encodes 208 amino acids.